UUGUGGGAGCUUUCAGUUUCAGUGCUCUGCCCCUCUCAAGUCUCACCAUGACUGCAAACACGUCCUUCCUUGUCCUCCACCCACGUCUCAACCUCUACCUUAAACCCUCCACUUCCGUUCUCCUUCCUUCCCUCUUAAACCUCCCUAUUAAACACUUCUCUCAAACCCCAAUUCCUUCUCAUCUCUCGUCCUCACUCGUCGCAAUAAACCGAAAUCACGGAUUCCGCAUUCCCAGAUUUUCCAUCUCUCAAAACCAUAGGAACCUCCAUUCGUCGCCUUGUUCAGCACAAUCUAUUAGCUUGAAUUCAUCUGAAAAUGUUGGCGGCGGUAGGUCUGGAACUCUGUCGUCGCCUCCCGUCGUCGAAGUAUCAGACAAGAUCGACGUCAAUCCUCCGAAAGGAACCAGGGACUUCCCUCCUGAGGAGAUGCGUUUACGAAGUUGGCUUUUCCAUAAUUUCAGAGAGGUUUCUCGGUUGUUUGGAUUUGAAGAGGUUGAUUAUCCGGUGCUCGAGUCGGAGGCGCUUUUCAUUAGAAAAGCUGGGGAGGAGAUCAGAGACCAGUUGUACAGUUUUGAGGAUCGGGGAAAUCGUCGUGUUGCUUUGAGACCUGAACUGACUCCUUCUUUGGCAAGGCUUGUGAUACAGAAAGGAAAAUCUGUCUCCCUCCCAUUAAAAUGGUUUGCCAUUGGGCAGUGUUGGCGUUAUGAGCGGAUGACAAGGGGACGGCGUCGUGAACACUACCAAUGGAAUAUGGAUAUAAUUGGUGUUCCUGAAGUUACAGCUGAAGCAGAGCUUAUCUCUUCUAUUGUCACCUUUUUCAAGCGACUUGGAAUCACAGCAUCAGAUGUGGGGUUUAAAGUUUCUAGCAGAAAGGUUUUACAAGAAGUGCUUCGCUGCUACUCUAUUCCAGAAAAUUUGUUUGGCAAAGUUUGCAUCAUCAUUGACAAGAUGGAAAAGAUUCCCAUGGAUGAGAUCAAGAGGGAGCUGAAAUCUUCUGGGAUAACAGAAGAAGCUAUUGAGGAUUUACUGCAAGUUCUGGCUGUAAAGUCAUUGGACAGAUUGGAAGAGAUCCUUGGAGCUGCAGGAGAUGCUGUUGCUGAAUUGAAACAACUCUUUUCACUUGCUGAAAAGUUUGGCUAUUCUGAAUGGAUUCAGUUUGAUGCAUCUGUUGUCCGUGGCCUUGCCUAUUAUACUGGUAUCGUCUUUGAGGGAUUUGAUAGAGAAGGAAAGCUACGAGCCAUUUGUGGUGGUGGGAGAUAUGACCGACUGCUCUCCACAUUUGGUGGUGAUGACAUUCCAGCAUGUGGCUUUGGGUUUGGAGAUGCUGUCAUUGUGGAAUUGCUCAAGGAUAAGGGGCUUCUACCAGAUCUUAGUCCCCAGGUAGAGAAUAUCGUGUGCUCACUGGACCAGGAGCUCCAAGGAGCUGCUGCCACAGUUGCAACCAUCCUGAGACAGAAAGGCCAAAGUGUUGACCUUGUCUUGGAGAACAAACCUCUCAAAUGGGUGUUCAAGCGCGCAGCUAGGAUAAAUGCUGGCAGACUGAUCUUGGUGGGAAAUUCAGAGUGGCAAAGAGGAAUGGUUGGUGUAAAAAUCCUCUCGACCAAUGAACAGUAUGAGAUCAAACUAGACGAGCUGGAAUGACAAUCGAUCCUUUUGUGAUAAUUUUUUUGUUUUGUAGGUUUGUUGCUGAUUAUUUUCCUACUAACUUAAUGUGUUUAUCAUGUCCUGGGUUUUCGUAGUUUGUGAGAAAGUCGAAA
Messenger RNA from Telopea speciosissima, 1756 nucleotides. Its product is annotated as histidine--tRNA ligase, chloroplastic/mitochondrial-like. Gene Ontology annotation, cellular component: cytoplasm. Gene Ontology annotation, molecular function: histidine-tRNA ligase activity; ATP binding. The transcript has 12 exons. The coding region runs from base 48 to 1640 and encodes 530 amino acids. The record is from RefSeq and is a predicted model, not a curated record. Lineage: Eukaryota; Viridiplantae; Streptophyta; Magnoliopsida; Proteales; Proteaceae. Gene Ontology annotation, biological process: histidyl-tRNA aminoacylation.